AUGGAUAUUGCAAACUCAGGAAUGCUCCGGGCCCUUAUAAUCACAGAGACGCGGCCUCAGAAUCCUGGGUACUUUGACUGGGUGAAUCCUCCAUCAAAGGAUAAGCAUGGCAGUGCAGAAAAGAAGGCCUUUCAAAGGUGCCAUUUGACCAUUGCAGUUCUCUUAACAUUACUACUUGGAAGGCUCUGGUCUUUAACCAUUCAUCUCUGGCAUGCAUCAAGGGCCAAGCAACGAAGUGACUAUAUUCGUCGGCUACCACCAGGACCUCGGGGAAUUCCUCUUCUUGGUAAUCUUCUCACGUUGGGUGAUCUCCCUCACUGUACCCUACAUCAAAUGGCCCAAAAGUAUGGACCCAUCAUGCACAUCAGGCUUGGCUUGGUGCCUACUGUGGUAGUAUCAUCGCCUCAGGCAGCGGAGUUGUUCCUCAAGACUCAUGACAUGGUCUUUGCAAGUCGACCUUACAUUAUGGCUUCUCAGUAUAUGUCUUAUGGGAACAAAGGUGUGCUUUUCUCACAAUACGGUACAUAUUGGCGCAACAUGCACAAGCUCUGCACCAUAGAACUGCUAAGUGCAGCAAAGGUUGAUUUAUUCAAGCAGAUGAGAAGGGAGGAGGUGGGCCUCUUUAUUGUGUCUCUUAGGGAGGCUGCCGAAGCUGGUGCAAUGGUUGAUGUAAGUGCCAAGGUGGGAUUGUUGAUUGAGAAUAUGACCUUCCGGAUGCUAAUUGGUAACAAGGUUGAUAAUUUCCACCUAAAAUCAGUUCUUGAGGGAUACCACAAGCUUCUUGGGGCUUUUAACCUGGCCGAUUUCAUUCCUUACAUUGGAGCACUUGACCUUCAAGGAUUGGGUCGACGCAUGAAGAAAAUUAGCAGAGACUUUGAUGGGUUUUUGGAGAAGAUCAUCGAUGAGCACAUAAACAAUCCUAAAGACAGUGAAGACAACCAGAAGGACUUCAUUGAUGUGAUGUUGUCUUUGAUGGUGGAAUCAAAACAUAUGAAUAUUGUAGAGGAAGAGCAGCACUACAUGAUCGAUCGGACUAAUAUAAAAGCAAUCAUUUUAGACAUGAUUUUAGCUGCAGCAGACACAUCGGCCAUUACAAUUGAAUGGGCCCUUUCAGAACUCUUAAGGCAUCCUAAGGUGAUGGAAAGGCUCCAGCAAGAGUUGAGGAACAGAGUUGGCAUAGAUCGGCUAGUGGAAGAAGAGGAUUUAGUUAAGUUGGAUUACUUGGACAUGGUGGUGAAGGAAACCAUGAGGCUUCAUCCUGUUGCUCCAUUGCUAGCUCCCCAUGAGUCCUUGGAAGAUAUAACAGUCAAUGGAUACUAUAUACCCAAGAAGUCUCGUGUGUAUAUAAAUGCUUGGGCAAUUCACAGAGACCCUAAUAUGUGGUCGACUUAUGAAGAUGCUGAAAAUUUCUUUCCUGAAAGAUUUAUAGGAAAUAAUAUUGACAUCAGAGGACGUGACUUCCAACUUAUCCCAUUUGGAUCUGGUCGUAGAGGAUGUCCUAGCAUGUAUCUGGGCCUAACAGUUGUGAAACUAGUACUUGGACAAUUGGUACAUGCUUUUAACUGGGAGUUGCUCAAUGGCAUGUUACCUAACGAGUUGGACAUGACUGAGAAGUUUGGCUUAUCUGUUUCAAGAGCCAACCAUAUAAUUGCUAUUCCAAGUUAUUGCCUUUGCCUUUCUGACAGCAGUUUGUAAGGGAGCUCUAAUUUAUCCCACCUUUGGUUAAUUUUUAGUCAUCUAUAGAAAGUGUUUCUCUACUCCUCAAUGGUUCUUUAGUUAAUGGGCGUUAGAAAGCAUGUAUUGAUUGUACUACUUUUGUUCCCAUAUGAACUUAUUUAUCUUAACAUUAAA
Molecule: messenger RNA, 1851 nt
Organism: Macadamia integrifolia
Lineage: Eukaryota; Viridiplantae; Streptophyta; Magnoliopsida; Proteales; Proteaceae
Product: cytochrome P450 71AU50-like
Exons: 3
Coding region: 1-1695 (564 amino acids)
Molecular function (GO): iron ion binding; monooxygenase activity; heme binding
Source: RefSeq, a predicted model, not a curated record